CAGGGAAAAGGAUUCCACCGUAUCCAGUCUGUGCUUGUAACACAAGUCUUCCAGUCCAGCAAAUCUUUUCUAUCUUUUCCAGCUUAAUGACAUCCUUCCUCCAGCUGGAUGACCACAACUAUGCACACUGCUCCGAGAGGUCUGAUCUAUGCCUUGUACAGCUGUAAGACGGCAUCCCAACUCCUGUACUCGGUACUCUGACCGAUAAAGGCAAGCAUGCAUUGUUACAACCCCACCUACCUGCGUCAUUGAUCUCUGGAACCCAGGUUUGAAGGAUGUUUGACUCCGUGAAGCCUUAUGCAAACCAGGAUUACUACGCCCUCAAAAAGGAAUGCCAGCAACGCAAUCAGCUCUUCGAGGACCCCCAGUUCCUCGCCAGCGAGGAGUCGCUGUUCUGCUCAACCGCGCUGUUAUCCAAUGUGCAUUGGAAGCGCCCUCCGGAAAUCUGCAACAGCCCUCACCUCUUUGUUGACGGAAUGAGUGCCCAUGACCUCAACCAAGGCCAACUGGGGAACUGUUGGUUCGUGGCAGCCUGCUCUUGCUUGGCCUCGAGGGACUCCUUGUGGCAAAAGGUAAUCCCGAACUGGAAAGAGCAGGAAUGGGCCGUGGACAAGCCCAACAACUACGCGGGUAUCUUCCACUUCUGUUUCUGGCGCUUUGGAGAGUGGGUGGACGUGGUGAUCGAUGACCGCCUGCCAACACUCAAUGGGCAGCUCAUCUACUGUCACUCUAACUCCAAGAAUGAGUUCUGGAGUGCUCUGGUGGAGAAGGCUUAUGCCAAGCUAGCGGGCUGUUACGAGUCUCUGGACGGCGGGAACACAGCGGACGCGUUGGUGGAUUUCACCGGUGGCGUGUCGGAGCCCGUUGACCUGAUCCAGGGGAACUUUGUCACUGUGGAGGAGCAGAGGCUCCAGCUGUUUGAGAAACUUCUGAAAGUCCACAGCCGGGAGGGUCUCAUCAGCUGCUCGAUCAGGGCCACGUCAGCUGCUGAGAUGGAAGAGCGGCUGAACAGCGGCUUGGUGAAGGGCCAUGCCUACGCAGUGACUGAUGUCCGGAAAGUCCGACUCGGCCACGGUCUCCUGGCGUACUUCAAGGCGGACAAACUCUUCAUGAUCAGGAUGAGGAACCCCUGGGGACAGAAGGAAUGGAAUGGAGCCUGGAGUGAUAACUCUCAAGAAUGGAAGCAGGUCAGCAAGGGAGAACGGGAGGCCAUGGGGGUAACCGUGCGAGACGAUGGCGAGUUCUGGAUGUCAUUCGAUGAUUUCUGCAAGCACUUCACCGACCUGGUGGUCUGCCGUGUUCUGAAUACCUCCUUCUUCAGCUUCCACAAGACCUGGGAGGAGGCCAUGGUCAAGGGUGCCUGGACCAGACAUGAAGACCCCUUGUUAAACCGUGCUGGAGGCUGCAUCAAUAACCGAGACACCUUCCUUCAGAACCCCCAGUACAUAUUUGACGUCAAGAAAGACAUGGACGAGGUGCUGAUGAGCUUGCAGCAGAAGGACAUCCGUUACACUCGGCAACAGGGCAAGGGUGAGAAGCUGUCCAUGGGCUUUGAGGUCUACAGGGUGGAGUUGAACCGGAACUAUAGGAUGCACACCAUACAGCAGAAGGUGGCCAGUUCCGUCUACAUCAACUCCAAGACCAUCUUCCUUCGGAAGGAACUCCCCCAGGGCCGUUAUGUCAUCAUCCCCACCACCUUCGAGCCCGGAAUCACCGGGGAAUUCUUGCUGAGGAUCUUCACAGAUGUGCCGGCAAAUUUCAUGGAACUAACUCUGAAUGAGCCUCCCCACACGUGUUGGUCUGGGAUGUGCGGAUAUCCCCAGGUUGUGACUCAAGUUCAUGUGAUCGCUGCGAGUGGUUUGGCCCAACAGGAUGGAGCGUCAGGAGCUGACCCAUAUGUGAUUAUCCGGUGUGGGCGAGACAAGGUGAAGUCGCCUGUCCACAAGGACACACUGAAUCCCGAGUUUGACGUGAAGGGAAUCUUCUACCGGAAAGACGCCAAGACUCCUAUCCACAUCGAGAUCUGGAACAACAAUGUCUUCAGUGACCAGUUCCUGGGUCAGGUGACACUCCUGGCUGACCCCAGCGAUCUCCAGCCACACCACACCUUGCACCUGAGGGACAAGGGUAACCGACAGAACAACGACCUUCCUGGGACUGUCAACCUCAACAUCAGCAGCAGCAACGAGCUAGCCAAUUUCUGAAAGUCCCCGACACUUCUGCCGGAGAAGACAAGCAAGAUGGUUGACCAGAUCCGCUUAGAUCUAUGGAUAGGAAGGGAGGGAAGGUGGGGAAUUGGUGGUCCCCACAGACCUUUAUCCCCUCUAUCUACCUCCAGCUUGCCAAUCACCCAACCCUUUUCAGAAUGGCCUUUAAUAUGAGAAUUCCUGACUUCUUGCUCUUGGGUAGGCUAUACUUCUGCUUGGAGACUUACUGCUCCCAUGAUGCUGCUCCUCCCGGAACUUAAUCUGCUCAUGCAUUGAGAGAUUCCUCUUCCCCACCUUGGUAGGGGUCUGUCUCUGAGAGAGCAAGGGUUGCUGGAUGGUUUGGCGAUUAGGGAAAGGUGCAGGGGAAUUUUGUCAGUUCCUCUUCGUUCCCCUGGAACUCUCCUAGAAGGUGAAUACAAAAUUAGAUGAGAUAUUCCAUUAGUCCCCUAUCUCUCCGUGUGUUCAUCUCCCAACCACUUUGCCCACCAGCCCCAUCUUCUCUCGCUUCCUCUGUGAUUUCCUCUUUCCUUCCCCUUUCUCUCUUCUGCCUCUCUUUCUUCUUUCCUGCCCCUUCCUCCUCUCUUCUGUUGCCCUCUUCAUUACACUGUCCUCCUCCUCCUGUUUCCUGCUUCCCCUCAUCUCUCUGUACUACGCUCUUCCCUGUCUUCUCCUCUGCUGCAUUCUCUCUAUCUUCCCUCCCCCGCCCUUUCCCCCUCUCUCUUCCCCACGUCCUAUUGCCCCCUUUCCACCCACUCUACCUCCAGUCAGAUUCUGAUUCUGAUCCAAUGUACAGUACAUUGAGACAUUGCAAUGAAAUGCAUCAUUUGCGUUAACCUAAAGGUGUGCUGGGGGGCAGCCUGCAACUGUCGCUAUGUACUGGCUCCAACAUAGCAAUCCCACAUUGCUCUGCAGAACACAACAAAACAACAACAGCAGAACAAACCCUUUUCCUCCCUCCCGCCCGCUCCUACACACAAACAGGCCUCCAGCCUCUAGGCCUCCAGUCUCCAGGUUUCGACUUCCUGACUUUCAGUCGACCUUCGGGUUUCAAUCUUCAGAGUCAAUCUCCAAUGGGCUGGCCCUCUUGCCUCCCUGGAUCUAGCAACCUGGGACAGCCUGACAUCCACAAAUGUCCUUCACUCAUCCAUCACUUGGCCUUCAAGAAUGGAGCGGAGGCCCAGACUGCGGCCGCCUCCUGCCUCCUCUCCCAAACCCGCCCCUCCCAUCUUUCUCACACUCUUUACCCCCUGAGUCCCAACACAGUUGAAAGUUACCACUAUAAAGAACCUGUGGCUGCUUACAAGGAUGGUCUUAAUAUGCACACCCUCCAUAUUCCAUCUUCACAGACUGUUGACCACCACCGGCUGGGCUACCGGAUGAGUUAAACACUAACAUUUUAACUGGUCAAUCAUAAUCACAAUCCCUGUCCCUCCAGUACCACCCUUUCCCUUCCAUUUUCCACUCUGUGGCUGUCUGGCUUGUGAUAUUCUCUCACCCCCAAAGGAUGUCUAUUCUCUCUCACGCUUCUUAUAUCUUCUUUAUUUAGAGGUUUAGUACAGAAUAGGCCCUUCCAACCCUUCAAGCCAUACUACCCCAGUCACCCCCAACAAAGCGGAUUAAUUCUAACCUACUCGCGGGACAAUUUACGAAGACCAGUUAACCUACCCAGUACGUCUUCGGACUGUGGGAGGGAACAGGUGGACCUGGAGAAGACCCACGUGGUCACGGGGACGAACUACGGAGAAUGGUGCCAGAACCAGACUCUGAACUCCAGACCGCACUAACUGCUACACUACCUUGGAGCCAAAAACACACGGAACAUUUCACGAAUUUGCGUGUCAUCCUCGUAGUUAAGCCAUCCCUCCCUGUGAGAUCGCCAGGCCCAUCCUGAGAGCCAGUAACUCAUCCAGAGCAGAUGUACCAACACUGUUUUUCCAAGAGUCUUAAAGGACUGCAGCACAGAAACAGGCCAUUUGGCCCAUCUCGUCCAUGCCAAACUUUUGUUUUGCCUAGUCCUAUCAACCUGCAGCUGAACUGUAGCCCACCACACCUCUCCUGUCCAUGUACUUAUCCCAAACUUCUCUUAAAUUUUGCAAUUGUCUCAUAUCCACCACUUCCGCUGGCAGCUCAUUCCACACAUUCUCACCACCUUCUGAGUGAAGAACCUUCCCUCCAUGUUCCCCUUGAACACUUCUCCUUUCACCCUUACCCCAUGACCUCUAGCUCUAGUCUCUCCCAACCACAGUGGAAAAGCCUGCUUGCAUAUAUGUAAAUAUAUAUAUACACACUCAUAAUUUGGUAUUACUGUACCAAAUCUUCCCUCAUUCUCAUAUACUCCAGGGAAUAAAGUUUUAACCUCAUCAGCCUGUCACAAUAACUCAUGUGCUCAAGUCCUGGCAACAUCCUUGUAAAUUUUCUCUGUACUCUUCAAAUCUUAGCAAUAUCUUUCCUGUAGGUUGGUGACCAGAACUAGGCACAAUUCUCCAAAUUUGGCCUCAUCAACUUCUUAUACAACUUCAACAUAACAUCCCAACUCCAAAAGUUGGUCAAAGACGGGGUACUCUGCAUUCUGGACAUGCCAACUCUUAGGCACCAUCUACAAGGCAUAAGUCAGGAGAAUGGUGAAAUACACCAUUGCCUGGAUGAGUUUGGCUCCAACAACUCAUGAGGAGUUAACACCAUUCAGUACACACCCAUUCUAUCAACUUUCUCUUUCAUUCUAUCUCUGCCUAUACCUUGUGUUGUGGUCCACAUCUCUUCCUUUGUUCUCUCAUAUCUGUCUCAGACACUGGGGCAGGACAUUUUGUUGGGACCAUAGGAGUGAAGCCAUUUUGUGACACACCAGCCUUAUUCUGAGGGUGUGCACUGUCAAAAAGGUUCACUCAACUUCUAGGAUUAUAACUUUGAACUGAAAGACAUAAUCUGAGGACUUUUUACCAAUGAUUUUUAAAUGCUUUUUGUUUAAAAUAUGCUUUUAUAAAUAGAAGACCUCUUUUUUGUUUGUUUUACUGUGUAUAGAGGGCAGAAACCACUUAUUGAUGGACUAUCCUUGGCAACCUUUUGUUGAGCUGAUAGGAUGAUUUUUGUGUAUUCAAUUUGUGCCUGGACGAUUGUUUAGGAUAAGAGGUCAAAAAUGGAUAAUCUCUGAACCUGCAUACAGUUACCUCUUCCUGUCUCCACACUGACAAUACUCCACUCAACAUGACAGAGAUGAAUUGUUGCCAAGUUUCAUCAGGAGAAAGUCACUCCUGAGAUUAUUUAGAGCCUCAAUUUCCCUGGGAUUGGUCGUAUCUCCAGCCUUACCCUUAUGUAAUUGGUGUUCGACCCACCUUUCUGGAUCGGUGGGAUCUCCACACGCCUUGCGGUGAUUGGUGGGAUCUUCACACGCCUUGCUGGGAUUAGUGGGACCCCCAACCUCCUCGCUGGGGCUGGUGGGACCUCCACCCACCUUGCUGGGACUGAUGGGAUCUCUGCUUAUCUUACUGGGAUUGGUGGGGAGCGGGGAACAAGGCUGGGGUGAUCAGCGUGCUCUGCCCAGGUGCAGAUGGUGGACUGUUACAGAAAGCAUGAAUCAACUGCCUUUUUAAAAAAAUAGAAACUAGUUUCCCUUAUAAUGACUUUGGGCUUUAUUUACCUGGUGUGGCCUUGCAGAUCCCAUCAACCACCAGAUAGCAUCCACAAGAACUGCAAAAAGUAGAUGAUGGAAUUUAACAAAUUGUACAAUAACUGCCUUGUGGAUGCAGAGUGAUUAGCCUCAGAUUUCAAGAUGUCCACAUGGUUUAUCUUCUGUGGUAAAAUCAAAGGUGGAUUAAUUGGUAUUGGUUUAUUAUUGUCACGUAUACUGAGACAGUGAAAAGCUUGUCUUGCAUUCUGUUCACACAGAUCAAAUCAUUUGAUCACAGUGCAUGGAGGUAGAACUAGGUAAAACAAUACAGAAUGCAGAAUAACGGGCAGCAGCUACAGAGGAAGUGCAGGUAGACAACAAGGUGCAAGAUCACAAUGAGGUAGAUUGUGAGGUGAGGAGUCCAUCAUGGUGCACAGUCUUGCCACAGCAGGAUAAAGGCUGCCCUUGAGCCUGGUGCUAUGUAAAUUCAGGCUUUUGUAUCUUCUGCCCAUUGGGAGGAGAGAGAAGAGAGAAUGUCUGGAGUGGAAGGAGUCUUUGAUUGUGCUAGCUGCGUUACUGGGAAGUAUUGAGUCCAUGGUGGGGAAACUGGGUUCUGUGAUGGGAGAUAUAAACUGUUUGACUGGAUGUUAGGCCCUGCAGCCUUGUUAGUGCUAUGUCUAAAGCCUGAGCAGUUGGUGGUGAACCUCCCAAGUUUCGAGCAUUACCUGGUUAAGGUGUACCAUUAUUUAGAUAUAGUAAAACUUCCUCUGAUCUGAGUCCAACAAGGAGACCUGCUCUUCAGCUCUAAUCAAUGUUGAAAUGCAAGCGACCAUUCAACCCUUUGGAGUUGAUUCUAAAUUCCAACUCUCUCUGAUUCCAUAAUGCAGGUGUGUGGGAUUAGUAUAGACAGGUCUGAUGGUCAGCAAAGACUUGAUGGGCCAAAGGGUCUGUGUCUAUGCUGUAGAUCUCUAUGACUUGAUUGUACCCUCCUUUUUUCUUCAGUCCAUCACCCCUGCUGGGGCAUAGGCUGCCGGGAGCAGUUCGCCAGAGUCCUUCAUCCUGGGCCAUCCUUUUAGUCCUUCAGCGUGGAGCCCAUCAAAGAUCCUUCCCCUCCCAGGGAUGAGGUCUUUGGAGCUUAUGUUGGCAUUUCUGUAGCUCUGGGAUUUUUUUACGGGAUGGGAUUGCUAGCCCCGUGCCCAACUCUCCUCCUUUUGCAGCCGGGCUUGGGACUGUCCGUCGCAGAGUUGGUUGUAUCCUUACGUGACAAGAAACUAUCGACCUCCAUCUCAAAAGUAACAAACGAUUCCAAAUGCCAUCCUGAUGGUUGAGAAUUCCAUGUUUCCUCUGCCUGCUCUCUGUGAGUUUAAUUUGUUCCUGUUUAUCUUUCUACGUUAUCCAGUUCCAGUUUUUCUUUCUCCUUCUUUAUUAAUGGAACAUAGAACAGUACAGCGUAGGAAUCUGAUCUUUUGUAUCCUUCUAACUCAAGAGACCCAUCAAGAUCGUACUGACUAUUCAUUCCAUCCUACUCAGAAUCAGGUUUAAUAUCACUGGAUUAUGACAUGAAUGGCUAAUGUUCCACUGGGACCAGAGGAAGGAAACACUGUCUCCAACCUGUAGAGGGAGCAUUUGCUGGAGGCCAAUUCUUGGUAUCACAGGUUGGCUUCAGUCUGCUGAUGACAUUGGGUCUAAAGGGGCGUGGUGUUGCCUAGUAACUUCAAUAAAAGUACAAUUCGUACCAGAAAAAGUUUUAAAACUCCCCAGAGUUAAUUAUCUACUUGGAGACACAAGAGAUGCUGCAGAUUCUGGAAGGAUGGUGGAACCUUCAGAAAGGAUGCAGCAAAGGCUGCUGCCUGGAUUAGAGAGCACAUGGAUGAGGAGAGGUUGAGCGAGCUAAGCCUUUUUUCUUUGGAGCGAAGGAGGAUGAGAGGUGGCUUAAUAGAGGUGUACAAGAUGAUAAGAGGCAUACUGUAGAUUAGUGGGUUCCCAGGGUGGAAAUAGCUAAUAGCAGAGGGCAAACUCGGCAGGUGAUUUAAAGGAAGGUAUAGGGGGGAUGUCCGAGGUAGGUUUUUUUUUUACACAGAGUGAUAAGUGCCAGGAAUGCGCUGCCAGGGGUGGUGAUAGAGUCUGAUAUAAUAGGGUCAUAUAAAACUUAGAUAGGCACACGGUUGAAAGGAAAAUGCAGGACAAUGUAGGAGGGAAGGGUUCGAUUGCUCUUGGAGUAGGUUAAAGGCCUGCAUUGUGUUCUAAUAUUCUAUGUUAACAAUUAUUUUGUCAUUCUGGAAAAGUCUGUACCAGCAAUGAAAGAAAGAAGAUUUCCAAUUAUUGCCAAGAAUAAAUAACCCAUUUUUGACAUAAAACAAGAUACAAGAAUUACAUUGUUAUAAGAAAUACCCAUAUUUCUUAAGCCAGCUAACACUUAGAUCAUGGACUGUAGUUGAACACUAUUGCUAUGCUUAGUUUUGGAUAACGUCUAAACUAGGGGCAGCAGAUUAAAUCCAGAGAUUCUGCCAGAGUGAGGCCAGAAAGAAUUGUGUUGUGUCUGUAUUUUAUCAACAUAGUGGAAGGCGAGCAGUGCUGGCACCUGGUGGUAGACUGAUGACACUGCAACUUGCCAAUUAAUUUUUCUCUGCUUUGCAUGGAUCAAGUCUUCUGCUCACCGAUUGUCUCGCUGCAGCUUUACAAGUCCAUUACAAAAUUGUGACAUAUUAAAAUGUUUCAAUAAAAUGUAUUUUAUAUGAAGGAUACUCUCAGACAGAAAUAAACUAUAAAUACAGUU
Molecule: messenger RNA, 8587 nt
Organism: Mobula hypostoma (lesser devil ray)
Lineage: Eukaryota; Metazoa; Chordata; Chondrichthyes; Myliobatiformes; Myliobatidae
Gene: capn5a
Product: calpain 5a
Exons: 13
Coding region: 276-2204 (642 amino acids)
Biological process (GO): proteolysis
Cellular component (GO): cytoplasm
Molecular function (GO): calcium-dependent cysteine-type endopeptidase activity
Source: RefSeq, a predicted model, not a curated record